AGUUUGAUCCCCGAGACAUCAAAAAAAUCAUGUCCACGAAACCCCGUCUUUGCCAAGUAGCAGUUCAUUCGAAACCUCUCCGAUCAACUCUCAUUCGACAAUCCCACAAACAAACCUCCAACACAUGCGAUUGUGGAUGCUACAAACAAACACGACUCGAAUCAUGCAUCGAGUCUGCGUGCCUCAUCGAGCUCUGGCAUACCUUCUACCUCCACUCUACGAGAUCUAUCGCCUCGAACUCUGCAUUGCUACUACAUCUACUCUGCAAACAACACCUCCUCGAAGCUUGCAAGCCAUCAUAUCACAUCAGCUCUGCAAACGACACCUUCUCGAACGCUGCAAGCCUUCACACCACAUCUACUCUGCAAACAAUACCUCCUCGAACUCUACAUACUACAUUGUGAUGAAUUCGUUUGUUGGUGGAGGGCUGCCUUGGGAGAUGGAGAACAUUGAUCAACUGGAUGCUGUGAAACAGUCUCAAUUCUGCGGCUGGAUAAGGUCUUGGUAUGGAGGGAAUUGGAAGACGACACUCUGGGUAGCAGCAAUCAUGGAUCAAGCAUCUGCCUUCAUUCUUCCUUGA
Mollisia scopiformis is the source of this 580-nucleotide messenger RNA. RefSeq lists its product as uncharacterized. The coding region runs from base 125 to 580 and encodes 151 amino acids. Lineage: Eukaryota; Fungi; Ascomycota; Leotiomycetes; Helotiales; Mollisiaceae. The transcript has a single exon. The record is from RefSeq and is a predicted model, not a curated record.